This is a messenger RNA of Anopheles moucheti, 573 nucleotides long. RefSeq lists its product as uncharacterized. The transcript is spliced from 3 exons. Lineage: Eukaryota; Metazoa; Arthropoda; Insecta; Diptera; Culicidae. The record is from RefSeq and is a predicted model, not a curated record. Bases 1 to 573 code for a protein of 190 amino acids.
AUGAAGCAGUCGAUUUUGCUAUUCAUUCUUGUUUUAAUUCCACUUUGCAUGGAGCAAGCAAACGCUUUCAUAAAACUUGUAGGUGUUGCUAAAAAAAUCGAAUUUAUAUCACUUACAAGAGCCUUCAACGUGUCGUACAAAGUACAUUAUCCAAAGUCCGUUACAAACCAGUCGAUUGAUUUGGAUAUUGAUGUUACACGCACAAUCAAGGAUCUGCGGCUGACAUUUCUUUACCACACCGUUACACGGAACGGCACGGUACAGAAUGCACUCAUCAGACGUCCGAUCGAUAUUUGCUUUUUCUUACGAAAUCCCAAAUCUGAUCGUUUGGUAAAAACCGUGUACGACUACGUGAAUGAUCGCAGCAUCUUACCGACAAGAUGUCCCUUCGGUCCCGGAAGCUACUCAGCACGGAACAUUCGAACAUCCGAUGUACCGGUACCAGCGUUUUUACCACCGGCAGAGUUCUUACUGGAGCUCCUGUACUAUUCAGAAGUACGGGCUGAAAAAUUGAUGGAGUUUCGCGUCCAUGGCAAGCUAGUGCGUCUUAUUGAUGGUAUUUUACCCAAGUGA